Lentinula edodes (shiitake mushroom) is the source of this 1608-nucleotide messenger RNA. RefSeq lists its product as uncharacterized. Lineage: Eukaryota; Fungi; Basidiomycota; Agaricomycetes; Agaricales; Omphalotaceae. The record is from RefSeq and is a predicted model, not a curated record. The transcript has a single exon. The coding region runs from base 1 to 1608 and encodes 535 amino acids.
AUGACCACGUCCACGCAGAUCACAGAAGGGUGGAAUUUGCUCUCAAGUUUCAAUGAGCCCUUUUCUCCGGACAACAUUACAUUCCUUCGUCAAUGCAUGCAUGAUUUUGAGCUCAACAUCCGCAGUAUCCCGAUGGAAUUCCAGAGGUUUCUCGGGCUCAAACAACAGUGCGAAGCUAUCCUUCGCGGAAUCGGUUUCGGAAAGCUCUCUUCAGAGCUGAUAUCGGAAAUAUUCAUUCAUUGUCUGACCAUGCCCGGGCCAGAACCGAAAGGAAGCUAUCCGUUCUUUCUCCGCUGUUCCUAUGCGCCUUUUGUUUUUUCGCAAGUCUGCAGACGAUGGCGAACAGUGGCGCUAUCGACACCAGCGUUAUGGACUCGUUUCAUUGUGGUGCUGCACCGCACAGGCCAGGCUGAGUUAAUCGAAUGCAUUCUGGAGCGGUCGCGUCUAUUACCGCUUCAUGUUAUUGUCAGCUCGCGUGACAACGGUAGAAGGGAUAACUACCUCCAUGCUAUGAACACCUUAAUCAGCAAUAUUUCUCGUUUGGAAUCCUUUGUACUAGAAAUCCCCGAGGGUGCCGACGAUCUUGCUUCUACACUUCCCCCUAUACCCCCAGCAGGAGCACCGAACAUGCGUUCAAUAGAGUUUUAUAACGUGAAUUCAUCUGAACCUUCGAGGACAUCCGCCUGGAUAUCCGAACUCUUGUACAGGUCUCCGAAUUUGCGAAGUCUCCAUCUACGACCGGCGGAAGAAAUCAAGCUGAAGGGCACUGUCGGGGUCCGUUUACAAAACUUCAAAGCCAGUCACGGGAUUCAGCUACAAGAUUUGUUUGCUCUUUUGGUGAAUUGUGCAGGAUUGCGAACCUGCGAAGUGCAAUUUCGUGCGCCUAUUCGUCUUGGCGUAGUACCUCCCACAAGAAUCUUGUUGAAAUAUUUGCACACCUUGAUUUUGACGGAUGCCCGGAGAGAUGAUCUUGAAGCAGUGUUCGGCUGGCUGGCUCUUCCAAGUCUCAAGAAGCUUGCGUUGAGCGGCUUUCGCAGCGCAGAGUGGCCGGAUGAGCUUUUUUCGAACUUCUUGUCAAGGUCUAGAUUUAGCUUGAAGUCCCUUUCCCUGACUGCUCUGUCUGUCACAGAGGCACAACUUCUGUCUUAUCUUCAUCUUUCGUCUAUUCAUGAUUCACUUGAAGAACUGGCUAUCCGCCAGUGGAGGCCUAGCAGCGCAUCCUUCCUCGACCACCUUUCGUUCAAGCUACCCUCUUCGGAUGCAACGCAUAAUCCACCUCCAUUCCUUCCAAAGCUUUCCAGCAUUUUUAUCACCGUUGACGCCAUUACUCAGGCAGUUGCUUUGAGGCGCUUCGUUGCUUCUAGGUGGUAUGAUACAGCGGCCUACGAGGUUCCACUCCCUGUAGCAAGUUUGAAGGAUAUUCAUGUCUGCCUUACCAUUCCCUAUGCACCCAACGUUAACGUGUCCAUUGAUGAUAUCAAACUUGUUUUCAGUCGAAUUGCGAGAUCUCGAGGAACUUCACUGAGAUUGGAGACCAUCACUAUGGCCCCUCCGAGCUCGAACCAGUACGCCGGCAUCGAAAGAUUGACAAGUCAUCUAGUUAUAUGA